Messenger RNA from Annulohypoxylon truncatum, 1592 nucleotides. RefSeq names its product alcohol dehydrogenase GroES domain-containing protein. Gene Ontology annotation, molecular function: oxidoreductase activity. Gene Ontology annotation, cellular component: mitochondrion. The transcript has a single exon. The coding region runs from base 408 to 1565 and encodes 385 amino acids. The record is from RefSeq and is a predicted model, not a curated record. NCBI's taxonomy places the organism in Eukaryota, Fungi, Ascomycota, Sordariomycetes, Xylariales, Hypoxylaceae.
GUCGCUUCUACCAUCCCUCCAGGGCAUCGAAUAGGCAUACACGGGACUUACAUAUUCAGGCGCUUACGUUAGUUUUAUUAGUAUCUUUGAUCUUAACGAUUGUUUAGCUUUUCGCUCUUAUUGCCGAACGCGAAGCAUUGGGAAUGAUGGAUCUAGUGGAGUUAAGUAACAACUCCGUCCCACUCGCCAAGCUAGUAUUCACCGCUAGGACAGUAUUUUGGCAGGGCGUAUAUAUUGUCGACGACCAACUAGUACAAUCGGAAGCGGGAACGUAAUAAUUGAGCUCUAUAUUUAAGCCUGAAAUUUAUAGGAUAUAUAAGACUAGACAUCUCCUCCGGCCGGUCUGGAAAGGUUUAAAAAAUCAAUACGAGGAUACCAACUGUUUAUUCAAACCAUUCGCAACAAAGAUGGGAAGCCCUGAAGCAUAUUAUCUUCCACACCUCUACAGUGGCCUAAAAUUCCAUUCCUCUUCUGAGCCUCCCUGUUAUGGAGCGCUGGAGACUCCGAUCGUCACUACCGGGACCGUCAUCGUCAAGCCGCUAUACUCUAUCAUUGUUCAGUACGCCAAUGAAAUUUUCGCAAACGGGAAUCCUAGAGGUUAUAAAUACCCUCUACCCAUUACUCCCGGCGGUUCAUGCAUCGCUCGCAUCGCUGCCGUACCAUCAGAUGCUACGAGCCUAAAACUAGGGCAGCUAGUAUUCGUUGAGUUAACUGUAAGGUCUCGAGAAGACCCUAACAUCAAGGUCCUAAGAUCGUUCCACGAGGGUCCUACCGAGGCGACAAAGAGGUUAAUGCGGGAGUGGUGCAACGGAUCCUGGGCCAAAUUGAUGAACGCCCCGCUCGAGAGUGUGCAUGCCCUAGACGAGAGCAUUCUAGUAGAGAAGUUAGGAUACAAGAUUGAAGAGCUUGGAUCGCUCUCCCAACUAGUCGUGCCAUACGGCGGUCUCUCAGACGUCGAUUUGAAGGCCGGAGAGACUGUUUUAAUUGCCCCGGCUACCGGAUCUUUUAGUAGCGCUGCUGUUCAUGUCGCUCUUGCUAUGGGAGCUAGAGUCAUCGCCAUGGGAAGAAAUGAGACUGCUCUUGCUGAAUUGAAGAAACUCGCAGAGCCCGGAAGGGUCGAAACUGUCAAGAUUAGCGGCGAUGUGGAAGAAGAUUUUGAUGCCUUGUCAAAAUUUGGGCCGAUAGAUGUGUAUUUUGACAUCUCUCCGCGUCCGGCCAGUACGAGUUCGCACAUUAGAGCAGGUAUAUUUGCUUUAAGAGCAGGAGGCCGUAUGAGUCUGAUGGGAGGAAUCCCGGGCGACAUUAGCUUGCCCUACUGGCAUAUCUCAAUGAACGGCCUCACGAUUAAGGGGACUUUUAUGAAUACAAGUCAACAGGCGAAAGAUUUGAUCAAGCUUCUCGAAAGGGGAGUAUUGAAGAUUGGUACUAGAGCGGGUAUGGAAGUAGUAGGCAAAUUUAGGCUGGAGGAUUGUGAAGAGGCAUUUAAUACUGCCGCGGCGAAAGGAGGACCAGGAAAGAGUGUGUAUUUCACCCCGAACGAAGAGUGGAGUGUUGCCUACAGGUAGAUGUACGAAGUAGAAUAGAAAUGGAUA